Marmota flaviventris (yellow-bellied marmot) is the source of this 936-nucleotide messenger RNA. RefSeq names its product intraflagellar transport 25 (gene Ift25). Gene Ontology annotation, cellular component: intraciliary transport particle B; cilium; centrosome. Lineage: Eukaryota; Metazoa; Chordata; Mammalia; Rodentia; Sciuridae. The record is from RefSeq and is a predicted model, not a curated record. Gene Ontology annotation, biological process: intraciliary transport; multicellular organism development.
GGGAGGACCUUUUUGAGGUUUGAAGUAGUGCUUUGGCUCCCAAAGGAAAAACUGAUUGCAAAUCGAAGUUAAUGAAUCUGCCUAAACUUAAGAUGUAGCUGCAACAUAACCCAUGUAGUUAUAAAUUGUAUUUACUAUCAAGGCGGGCUCAGUUAAUGUAUUUUAUGUCACCUGGGACGGGACUGAGUCAAAGGCUUGGGAUGGAUGUGAGCUUUGUGUCCAGGGCUGAUUCCCGCCUUUCUAGCAACAGGUCCUGGCCUCUGGGGAGACUGGAUGCACGGAAAGGGCGUGUGAACUCCAGGUGAAACCAGUGGCCAAGGCUUAGGGAAACAAGCCCACCACAAGGGUAAUCCCAGAGAGUCAGGAGGCUGAGGCAGGAGGAUGACAGGAUCAAGGUUUAACACUUGAAGAUGAGACAAUUUGAUCUUUGUUUGAGCUCUGAAGGAUCUGAAGUGGUUUUAGCUACAUCAAGUGAUGAAAAACACCCACCUGAAAAUAUCAUUGAUGGGAAUCCAGAAACAUUUUGGACCACCACAGGAAUGUUUCCCCAGGAGUUCAUUAUAUGUUUUCACAAACAUGUAAAGGUUGAAAAACUUAUAAUCCAAAGUUACUUAGUGCGGACCUUGAAGAUUGAAAAGACCAAAUCUAAAGAGCCUGUCGAUUUUGAGCGAUGGAUUGAAAGGGAUUUUGUACACACAGAGGGGCAGCUUCAAAAUGAAGAAAUUUUGGUUCAUGAUGGCUACUGUACUUACUUGAGAUUCAUAAUUACAAAAGCCUUUGAUCAUUUUAUAUCUGUGCAUUGUGUUUCUGCAGAGGGACUAGUAGUCUCAAAUCAUUCUUAGUAAUUAUAAUAAAAUACUCUUGCAUGAUUUUUAACAGUGUAUUUAUUUAAACAUGAAAUUGUCAUUAGUAGUCUUUAUUAAAAGAUGUGUAUCA